UAAACCAAACAUUGCCUACUUUCUUUCUUCCAAAAAUUAAAAGAAAAAUCUCUAGUCAAGUCAUGGAAGGUUCACUUACAAUCCCUAAGACCACCAACUCAGUACCUGAUCAUGUUAAUAGGCGUUCAGCAAAUUUUCAUCCAAGCAUUUGGGGUGAUCGUUUUUUGUCAUAUGCUCCUAACUCCAUGGAAAAGUCAGCAGAAGCCGAAAUCACCAACAAGAUUCUAGAGUUAAAGGAGGAAGUGAAGAAGAUGGUUGUAGGUCCUGUGGAAGAUCCUUCAAAAAAAUUGAAUUUGAUCGACACAAUUCAACGCUUGGGCGUGUCUUACCAUUUCGAGAAAGAGAUCGAAACCGUUUUACAUCAAAUUCAUGACAACACCCUUUACAACUGCCCUCAAAAUGCAGAAACCUAUGAUGAUGACCUUCAUACCGUCGCUCUUCGCUUUCGGUUGCUUAGGCAACAAGGUUAUCCCGUUUCAUGCGACAUAUUCAAGAAUUUCAAGAACACUGAAGGGAAAUUCAAGGAAGCACUUGCGAGUGAUAUCCGAGGAAUAUUGAGCUUGUAUGAAGCGACGCAUCUAAGGGUGCACGGGGAGGACAUUCUAGACGAAGCACUUGUCUUCACUACCCCUUGCCUUAAGUCCGCGGCAUCCAGCCGCCAUUUGAGCCCUAGCUUUCUUAUCGAGCAAGUAACUCAUGCCUUGAAACAACCUAUUCGAAAGGGCUUGACAAGGCUAGAGGCGAGGCAUUACAUGUCUGUUUACCAACAAGACCCUUCACAUAACAAGGUUCUCUUAAAUUUCGCAAAGUUGGAUUUCAACUUGUUGCAGAAAGUUCACCAGGAGGAACUAAGCCAUAUUGCAAGGUGGUGGAAGGAAUUGGAUUUUGCAAGGAAGCUGCCUUUUGCAAGGGAUAGAGUGAUUGAGUGCUACUUUUGGAUUUUGGGAGUUUACUUCGAGCCUGAGUAUGGCUUUGCGAGGAGGACACUAACAAAAGUGAUUGCCAUGACAUCAGUUAUUGAUGACAUAUAUGAUGUCUAUGGAACACUUGAAGAGUUGGAGCUCUUUACUGAAGCAGCAGAAAGGUGGGAUGUUAGCGCCAUGGAUAAGCUUCCAGAGUACAUGAAAGUCUGCUACAAGGCACUGUUGGAUGUUUACGAUGAAAUUGAAGAAAAUCUUGCCACUGAGGAUGGAAAAUUAUAUCGGCUAGGCAAUGCUAAAGAAGCAAUGAAACGUCAAAUCAGAGCAUACUUCCACGAAGCAAAGUGGUUCAACCUUAAUUACACGCCAACAAUGGAAGAAUACAUGCCACUCGCACUUGUUACCUCUGCCUAUGCAAUGUUAGCCACCACAUCUUUCGUUGGAAUGGGUGACAAUGUCGCAAAAGACUCUUUUGAAUGGUUAUUUAGUAACCCUAAGCUUGUUAGCGCUUCCGAAAUAGUUUGCAGGCUCAUGGAUGAUAUAGUGUCCCACAAGUUUGAGCAAAAGAGAGGGCACGUCGCUUCUGCUGUAGAGUGUUACAUGAAACAACAUGAGGCCACUGAAGAAGAAGCAGUAAAAGAUCUUUGGAAACAAGUGAUUAAUGCAUGGAAGGACAUAAACGAAGAGUGCUUGUACCCAAUCAGUGUCCCAAUGCCUCUCCUAAUGCGAGUUGUUAAUCUUGCACGUGUUAUUGAUGUCAUUUACAAGGAUGAAGAUGGCUAUACACAUUCUGAUGUGGUCCUCAAGGAUUUUAUAGCGUCUAUGCUCAUUGAUCCUGUGCCAGAAUAAGCAUCCAAUUGUAGAAGGGUUCAUAAAUAUGCUUGUAAUGAAAUAAUGGCAAUUAUAAAUUGUCCCUACUUUUCUUGGGUGAUCAGAAUUAACUAUAUGCCCAAGGACUAAAUAAAAUCUGUUUCAUAAUGUUGUAGCAAAUUAUAUUGUAUCUUUUUGG
Morus notabilis is the source of this 1929-nucleotide messenger RNA. RefSeq names its product (-)-germacrene D synthase. The transcript has 7 exons. Gene Ontology annotation, biological process: diterpenoid biosynthetic process. The record is from RefSeq and is a predicted model, not a curated record. Gene Ontology annotation, molecular function: magnesium ion binding; terpene synthase activity. The coding region runs from base 63 to 1769 and encodes 568 amino acids. Lineage: Eukaryota; Viridiplantae; Streptophyta; Magnoliopsida; Rosales; Moraceae.